Molecule: messenger RNA, 2307 nt
Organism: Styela clava
Lineage: Eukaryota; Metazoa; Chordata; Ascidiacea; Stolidobranchia; Styelidae
Source: RefSeq, a predicted model, not a curated record
AUGGCCACGUGGAGGGACAGAUACAAUUGCAAUUGCGAGCCAGGAUAUUUUGGAACAAAGUGUGAGAGUGAUCUCAUAACAAUCUCCAUAGCAAAAGGAAAAAGAAGUUUGAAAAGAGGAGAAAGCAUCGAUGUUCAACUCAAAAUUACAUCAUAUGAUGGAAACGUUAAUGUUGACGUUAGAAAUCAGAAUAACGUGAAAAUUAAAUCCGUUACGACCAGCAAUAUCAGUAGCAGCAAUCCUUCAACUACGUUGACAAUCAACAUUGGUCCCAUAGAUGUUUCGUCGACAACUAUUUCGUACAAGUUUGAAGCUGGUCCUCAGGGAAACAAUCCGUCUUACUCAAGAAUGGUUACUUUGACGUUGGUAGUUAUUGAUCUCAUAACAAUCUCCAUAGCAAAAGGAAAAAGAAGUUUGAAAAGAGGAGAAAGCAUCGAUGUUCAACUCAAAAUUACAUCAUAUGAUGGAAACGUUAUUGUUGAUAUAAUAAAUCAAGAUAACGUGAAAAUUAAAUCCGUUACGACCAGCAAUAUCAGUAGCAGCAAUCCUUCAACUACGUUGACAAUCAACAUUGGUCCCAUAGAUGUUUCGUCGACAACUAUUUCGUACAAGUUUGAAGCUGGUCCUCAGGGAAACAAUUCGUCUUACUCAAGAAUGGUUACUUUGACGUUGGUAGUUAUUGAUGCCUGCGAAUUAUCACCUUGUAAAAAUAGGGCCACUUGUCAAUAUUCGACUGCAGGGCCAUAUUACAAUUGCACUUGCCAGCCAGAAUACAAUGGAACUACUUGUGAAGAACUAAAGUAUACGUUAAAUGGAAACUGCAAAUAUCAUGUCAACUAUUACUAUCAGAAAACAUUCAGUGAAGCGAAUACAACUUGCAAUAGUCUUGGAGGAACAGUAGCGAUGAUGAAAACAGAUGCAAUACAAGAUUUUGUUGAAAGUCAAAUAAUAGCUCAAUAUGGUGAUAGAGAUGACACAAUUUCAUUCUGGAUUGGAGCUCACAAAUCAAAUACUAAUUGGUUGUGGGUUGACGAUACGCCAAUAACCAAUGGGAAGUGGGCGUGGACUGCCGUAAGCAAUGGGGAUGGAUAUUUGUUUAUGAGUUCUUAUGCGACAAAAAGAAGUAAUAUGAAAUGGGUCAACAAUGACGGCGCAACAACCCGAGGAUAUGUUUGCGAGGUUCCAACUGUUGACUUAUGCUCUUCAAAUCCUUGUCUUUUUCGGGGGAAAUGCUCAAGUAUCGGUUGCCAAAUAACGUGUAAAUGUUUGAAUGGUUUUACGGGAAACAAUUGUGAGACAACCCCUAUUUCGAUCUCUUCUACAAUAGUAAAUUACACGACGUAUAUGGGGGAAUCCAUCACAGUAACGCUGAACAUUCAAAGUAAUCAUGGCCCAGUAAGAUUACAGGCCUUCAGAAAUUCAAAUUUUAACAAUGUGAUUUUUACAAAACGAAAUAUCAUAUCAAAUGUUGAAAUACAGCUUGGGUCUUUUUUACAUCAUAACACAACGAUAUAUACAUUCCGCGUGGAUCCAGAGUUCAAUCUUGAUGAAUAUUACAUAUCAACUGCGAUAACUGUUGUUGUUGAAGCUCCCGAUGUUGUACUUGCACCCACGAUCGUGAAAUCAAAUAAGACCGGAGAUGUCGGCAUCCUAAUACCAUUCCCAGAAGAACGUAAUGGACCAAUCAGUUGUUUAUUUCUCAUUCUUGUCUACAAACCUAACAACACUUCAAAUCAAUGGAUUAAAACACUUGAUGAUCUUGCCAAUCUAUCCAAAACGAGUGUAAAAGAAAAUGAAGCCUAUAUAGCAUUUGCAAUGUCAAGAUUAGAUAUUUCCGAUGCGCAAAAUCGCACGAUUUUGAAAAAUCUAGGAGAUGACACUGUAUCUUCGUGUAUUGUUAAUGCUAACAUAAAUGCGGUUCCAACAAUGAGAGAAACAAUCACCAUCGUUGAAAUGAAAGGAUAUAAUUUGAAGAUAGCAGAUGGUGCAGAAUACAGAAAGAUGAGCAAAAACGAAGAUAGAAAAUCUGUCACAAUACCACGAUCUAAAGAAGCUCCCACCAUUAGCCCGUAUGAAACCACAGUUAUAUCGAAUAACGUGGCAUCAUCAUCACGUUCUGAACAAAUUCAACCUGAGUCCCCGUACACCUACGAUAACGAUGCCACUCAUUACGAAGCACCAAUGUCGACAAUCGAAAAAGAUGAAAACAGCAAGAAAACAUAUGAAAAUAUUAAUCCCUAUGAGAAUUGUGAUAUCAAGACAGAUUCGGAUGCCACUAAGUACGAGGAAGUAAAGCCGAAACGUUGA